AUGUGUAGCCACCCCUCCAAAAGGGGAGAACUGGUUCCCAGGGCAGUGCUAGACAGUUUGAAAACUCUGAUUGGCUCCUAUGAAGAGCGGAGAGGACAAGAAAGCACCAUAAAAAGCCAAAUAAAAACCUUUUACAAGACAGCAAAUAUCUGUCAGAUCCUUGUGUGCAGCGUGGAUGGGGAUCUUUACCCACCUUCAGAAGAACCAGUUGCUACUACUGAUCCAAAAGCAAGUAAGAAAAAAGAUAAAGACAGGGAGAGUCCUCCGGGUCCCCUACCUCCACCGGGAGAAGUAAACAGAGAGACGGAUGACCCCAGCGUGGGUCCCAAGAUUCCACAGGCUUUAGAGAAGAUUCUUCAGCUGAAGGAAAUUCGCCAAGAAGAGCUGAUAUCAGUACAUGAAGUAGAGGACAUGGAGACAGACACAAAGUCAUCCUUGGGGGUUGCUGCGUCUGAGACUGAAGAAGACACAGGAUCUUUUUCUAAAGAGGAGAAAAACCGAAAGAGACGGAACCGCAAGAAGAAGAAGAAGCCCCAACAUGUGGCAGCGGGACUUGGUGCCCCCUCUGGGGGCUGUGAGAAAGAGACUCCAUGCCCCAGUGGCACAGACUCUCCGACUGCCACGGUAGAGAUCGAGUAUGUAACUGAGGAACCUGAACCCUAUGAACCAAACUUUAUUUUUUUUAAGAGGAUUUUCCAAGCUUUCAAGCUAACUUAUAAUGUGAAGAAAGAGAAGGAGCCAGAGAAACUGGACAAGUUGGAGAACUCCACAGCUCCCAAGAAGGGCUUCGAGGAUGAGCACAAAGACAAUGAUGACGAUAGUGAUGAUGAGCAGGAGAAGAAACCCGAGGCUCCGAAACGAUCUAAAAAAAAUCUACGGAGGAUGAACCGUUUUACUGUGGAUGAGCUGAAGCAGCUGGUGGCCCGGCCAGAUGUGGUGGAGAUGCAUGAUGUGACAGCCCAGGACCCCAAGCUAUUGGUGCACCUAAAGGCCACCAGGAACUCGGUGCCAGUGCCACGCCACUGGUGCUUUAAGCACAAAUACCUGCAGGGCAAGCGAGGCAUUGAGAAGCCCCCUUUUGAAUUGCCCGAUUUCAUUAAACGAACCGGAAUUCAGGAGAUGCGAGAGGCUUUCCAGGAGCAGGAAGAACAGAAGACCAUGAAGUCAAAAAUGAGAGAAAAGGUUAGACCCAAGAUGGGGAAGAUUGACAUUGACUACCAGAAACUCCAUGAUGCCUUCUUCAAGUGGCAGACCAAGCCAAAAUUGACGAUUCAUGGGGACCUUUACUAUGAGGGGAAAGAGUUUGAGACUAGGUUGAAGGAGAAGAAGCCGGGAGAUUUGUCAGAUGAAUUGAGGAUUUCAUUGGGGAUGCCAGUUGGACCAAAUGCCCACAAAGUUCCUCCUCCAUGGCUAAUUGCUAUGCAGCGAUAUGGACCUCCCCCUUCAUACCCCAACCUGAAGAUCCUUGGACUGAAUUCUCCCAUCCCUGAGAGCUGUUCCUUUGGUUACCAUGCUGGGGGCUGGGGCAAACCUCCUGUGGACGAGACUGGGAAACCGCUAUACGGAGAUGUAUUUGGAACCAAUGCAGUGGAAUUCCAGACCAAGACAGAGGAAGAAGAGAUUGACCCGACUCUUUGGGGUGAGCUGGAGCCUUCUAAUGAGAAAUCCUCGGAGGAGGAAGAAGAGAGUGAUGAAGAUAAACUUAAUGAAGCAGGCUUCAUUACCCCUGCAGACAGUGGUCUUAUCACCCCUAGGGGCUUCUCUUCAGUGCCAGCUGGGAUGGAGAUACCUGAACUGAUUGAACUCCGAAAAAAGAAGAUUAAAGAGGCUAUGAAUGGCAGUGAGACACCCCAGCUGUUCACUGUGCUUCCUGAGAAGAGGACGGCCACCGUUGGUGGAGCCAUGAUGGGUUCCACCCAUAUUUAUGACAUGUCUACGGUGAUGAGCCGGAAGGGCCCAGCCCCUAAACUACAAGGGGUGGAAGUGGCCUUGGCCCCCGAGGAGUUGGAGCUGGAUCCCAUGGCAAUGACCCAGAAAUAUGAGGAACACAUGCUCGAACAACAGGCCCAGGUGGAGAAGGAGGACUUCAGUGACAUGGUGGCUGAUCAUGCUGCCAAGCAGAAGCAAAAGAAGCAGAAGGCUCAGCCCCAGGAGAGCAGAGGGGGAAGUAAGAAGUACAAAGAAUUCAAGUUUUAAACCCGAAGAUUGGCUCCUGCCUAUCCUCCUUGGACCCUGCCUUUGGCUCCUCAAGAUUCCAAGGACUCUUCAUUUCCACGUUCUUAUUUCAGACGCAUUUUGUAAAUAAAAAUUCUUCCCU
Messenger RNA from Monodelphis domestica (gray short-tailed opossum), 2317 nucleotides. Lineage: Eukaryota; Metazoa; Chordata; Mammalia; Didelphimorphia; Didelphidae. The record is from RefSeq and is a predicted model, not a curated record.